AUGAAAACAAUUACUAUCGCAUCCGUUCUUUGCCUUUUGGCUCACACCGUCUCCGGUGCUGCCAUUCCAUUGGACAUUGAAGAGCGUCAAAUACAGCCAAUCAGUACCGUUACUGGCCCAGCUGGGACUUCUUACAUCUACGCUCUGGCCUCCCCAAUCCCAGAUAAUAUCGCCUCUCAGCUAGCCGCUGCCGUCUCAGCUGUCCCGACUUCGACCACUGUUACCCUGCCAGAUGGCGGUGUUCAGAGCACUUCUGUUGUAGGGGAAGUUCCUGUAGCUUCUUCUCCAGCUCCAGCUCCAGGAGCUUAUACCCCUGGUUAUCGUAACAUCGGUUAUUAUGGUACUUGGUACAUUUUCGACCGAAAAUUCGUGCCAUCUGACAUAAUUACGUCUCAGUGGACUCAUAUUAUGGCUGGGUUUUGGGACGUUGGUGCGAAUGGACAAAUCGCCCCCAAAGAUCCUUGGAGUGAUAUUCAGUCAAUAAAACUCCCCAACCCUAGCACUGUAAAGGGCGCUCUGAACGGUGUAUUUGAGCAGAUGUUCCGAUUGAAGAAUGAAAACAGGAAUCUCAAAGUUAUGCUCUCUGUUGGCGGAUGGUUAGCCACAUCAGAAGGACAAUGGGGAGCUUCACUUGCUACACCAGAACAGCGAAACACUUUUGCGAAGUCUGCAGCCCGCGCUGUUAUGGAUCUUGGGUUAGAUGGUAUUGAUCUCGACUGGGAGUACCCACGAAAUGAUGUCGAGACUGCCGCACAUGUCGACACCCUAAGACUCUUGAGACAAGAGCUGGACGCUGCGGGUAAUAUUCUUGGUGUUAAUAGGCAUCUUUUGCUCUCUAUGGCAGCUCCUAUUGGUGCCCAUUUCAUCAAAACGAUCAAUAUCCCUGAAGCUAACAAGUACGUCGACUUCUUCAACCUCAUGGUUUACGAUAUGGGAGGUGCUGGGUUCUCAAAGGUUUCUACUCAUGCUGCAAAUUUCUUCAUGGCUACCGAUGGAUCUACGGAGUUUUGCUUCGUCGACGGCUUUGAAAUGUACCUUGCCGCCGGAGUUCCAGCUAGUAAACUCAAUGUUCUCGACCCGAUAUAUGGUCAUUCUUUCGCUGGGACUGAUGGCCCCGGAACGCCAUUUACUGGACCUGGUGUGGGCUCGUGGGGUGAACUCGGUACUCCAGACUAUAACCAGAUUCUUCAAGGUGGUGACAAUGUAGUUUUCGAGGACGAAAAGAUCAUGGCUUCGUGGACCUACAACAAACAAACCCGCCAAAUGAUUUCAUUUGAUACCCCUAGAAUCAUUGAGCUUAAGACUCAGUAUCUUCUUACCCGUGGCGUUGGAGGAAUUGGAUUCUUUGCAAUUAAUGCUGAUAAGUGGACUGUCUCGGAGAAUCUUGUUAACACUGCUCUCGAGGUCUUGGGCGGUACAUCUACUUUGGAACAAGCUGAGAACCAUAUCAUCUACAAAGAUUCUCAGUAUCCUAAUGUUAGAGUCUAUGAUGGUGUCAAGGUUGUUCCGGGUAAGACUCUUGUUGGAGCUGCGACUGAUCGAUCCCCUAGUUAUGAUUAG
This is a messenger RNA of Orbilia oligospora ATCC 24927, 1560 nucleotides long. RefSeq lists its product as uncharacterized. Gene Ontology annotation, cellular component: extracellular region. Gene Ontology annotation, molecular function: chitin binding; chitinase activity. The record is from RefSeq and is a predicted model, not a curated record. The transcript has 5 exons. Gene Ontology annotation, biological process: carbohydrate metabolic process; chitin catabolic process. The coding region runs from base 1 to 1560 and encodes 519 amino acids. NCBI's taxonomy places the organism in Eukaryota, Fungi, Ascomycota, Orbiliomycetes, Orbiliales, Orbiliaceae.